Fusarium sp. VM40 is the source of this 867-nucleotide messenger RNA. Lineage: Eukaryota; Fungi; Ascomycota; Sordariomycetes; Hypocreales; Nectriaceae. The record is from the annotation of a GenBank genome assembly.
AUGUCCACGCGAGAGAAGAAUUAUUUCUUGGCGCCGAUUGGAAACCCCCCGGAGGGUCCUAUCCGACUCGGAAACAUUGUCUCCGGUCCAGCAUUCGCAGACGAUCCUAUCAAUGAGGAACACCUCCCGUUGGACUCGGUGGCCAUGGAAGUCAGUGAGCACAACCAAACCAACUUCACCUUUGACAUGAGCAUGAGCAAAGAUGGCUUUGUCGGAGUUUGGGCAUCAUUCUUGCAAGUGUUGGGGAUCGGCGGUGACGUGACGUUUGAGUGGUCCAGGGAGCACAGCGAGAAAUGGGCCUGCGAAAACUUGAAAACCGUUUCAUGCAACCCCAAACUUUCUUACAUUACUCAGUGCUUGAAAGAUGAGGGUGUGCAGCAUUAUAUGCGUGUUGAAAAGCCUUGGCUUGGUGCCUCCAAGCUGUAUAUGGUCACCGGCAUCAAAGUGGCCUACGGAGCUGCCUCCACAGUCGCCUACGCGAGAAAGAAUGGGCUGAACCUCCGAUUCGGCACAGAUUUCAGUUCACAAGGUGUUCCUCUCAGUUUAGGACCUAAAAUUGGAGGCAGCAAUACGAUAUCUGUUCAGCAGUCGCAGGAAGGCGCCGAGCCAUUUGUUUUUGCCUUUCGCUUGCGACGAAUCAAGAUCUCGCGAAAGGGUGAUAUUCGUCAUGAGAACUACACUAGAGGAACAGUCCUCAGUAUUAAGGAAGAUGGCCCGAGUGGUGAAUCGGAUAUGGAGAUUGUGGUUGAUGGCAUUGAGGACCAUGACGCAGAGGGCUCGGAAUUUCAACUUGACAGCAAGGGCGCUUUGGAGGAGGAAUCCCCAGAUGGUACACGCUGCAAAUGUGUGGUAGUUGAGGAUACAUGA